AUGUCAUUGCCCGACGCGGCGCGUUCCGCAACCGUCGCAUGGCUCUACCUGACGUCUUGCGGCCCGCCGCUGUCGCGCCCCCCUCGCGCCCCGCAACCGAGGCGCCCAUCGUUUGCGAACCGCCUGCUCACCUUUGUGCGCUCCCGAUCGCGUCUUUCUCGCCCACCGCGCGCCGCCCCGAAGCCCGAAAUCACGGACGAGGAGUGGCGCCAACUUAUUCUGGAGUUUGAGCAACGCGCCGAUGACAAGUAUGAUCCAGAGGCCAUCCCGCCCGCGGGCAGGCUCGGUCGCCUUGACCCGGCCCAGUUUGAGUCACUGUCAUACGUCUUCUGCGGCGCUAUGACCGCCAUCACGACUGUGUUUUGGUACCUCGGUCGCAUUUUGAGGAUGGAUUCGGUUUUGUUGCUGUUUUACCCGCUCCCCGCAAUGUAUGUCGCCUCGAGGUUUGGACUCAGGUUUGCGGAUUUGACCCUGUUGUGCUCCGUCUUUCUUAUAUUUACCGUCAUGGGGCCGCUGUAUGCUGGUUUGUACUUUUUGAAUACGGGGUUGCUAAUACUUACCUAUUCCCGUGCAUUGUGGUAUCGAUGGGGCUGGAAAUUGACGUUGCUUGGAGGGGGUCUCGCCAAAGGUGUCGGUCUUGCGUUGCAGCUGGCCUGGAUUAGUGUCAUUUUAAGGUACAAUGCGUGGAAGGCCGCCGCAAUACAAGUUACCGCCAUGCUGACUUUCAUGGGCAACAUUGCUAACAAGGUCCUUGGGAGGGUGGUCUUUGGCGAGCCGGGUAUGUCUGCAGUGCAAGCUGGCCUAUCUGUCGUUGUUGUCCUGCACUCGUUUUAUCACGUCUUUUUCACACUGUUGUUUAUGUCGAUACUGCUUACCAGGCUCAGAGCACACCUUGUCAGGGAGCCGCCAGAUGUACCCGGUGUGGAAUGGUUGUUGAAAAGAGCAACCCGCAGCAAGACUAGCUAG
This is a messenger RNA of Chondrus crispus (carragheen), 966 nucleotides long. RefSeq lists its product as hypothetical. The transcript has a single exon. NCBI's taxonomy places the organism in Eukaryota, Rhodophyta, Florideophyceae, Gigartinales, Gigartinaceae. Bases 1 to 966 code for a protein of 321 amino acids. The record is from RefSeq and is a predicted model, not a curated record.